Messenger RNA from Scophthalmus maximus (turbot), 3899 nucleotides. RefSeq names its product deoxyribodipyrimidine photo-lyase. Gene Ontology annotation, molecular function: FAD binding; DNA binding. Gene Ontology annotation, cellular component: cytoplasm; nucleus. Gene Ontology annotation, biological process: circadian regulation of gene expression; entrainment of circadian clock by photoperiod. NCBI's taxonomy places the organism in Eukaryota, Metazoa, Chordata, Actinopteri, Pleuronectiformes, Scophthalmidae. The coding region runs from base 442 to 3114 and encodes 890 amino acids. The record is from RefSeq and is a predicted model, not a curated record. The transcript has 9 exons.
GGGGACUCGGGUCAUUUGACAGCAUAGCUGACAGGUAGUAGAGAGGAAGGUGAAACAAAGAGAGAGAGAGAGAGAGAGAAAUUGCCUAUAUAUUUUUUUUUAUCUUAUUCAUAUUCUUUCACUGGAACGAAAUCGAAACAACUGUUACUUACAUGCUGUAAAAAAGGCGCCCAUGUUCACCCCCCUCCUCCCACACUCUCAUUCGUUAGACUUGUCCGACCCCUACUGGUGAUAUGAGACAAUUACAAACAUUUUUUGCAGGUUACAAAACACACACACACACGUGUGUUUUGUAACUCUGAAACAGCUGGUGUUUAGUAACCGGCGGAGAAGAGCAACUGGACGACUGGAUGGCUCGGCAUUAAGCUGUGUAUUGCACUAUUUGAAAAAAAUAACUCGUACGGCAUUUGACAUAAUAUAACGUCACCUUUCGCUUGGAAGAUGCCUCGGCCGGUGGUCGACGCCGACGACAGUAAAGCGUCGGUGAGGAAGUGGUUGAGAGAGGUGCUGGCGGGUCGAGAGGAUCCGGAGGGGUUCUUCGCGAUGUGCGUCUCGGUCCUGGGUCACCAGGAGACCCGCUCCCAGUUCCAGUCCCUCAUCCAGCCCCUGUCCGCGGCCAACCGCUCCCUGCACGCCGCACUCACCUCCGUCUACCAGGGAUAUUUCCAUAAGACUGAAGAUGAUGAACUGGAACUUGCACUGGCUCUGUCUACACUGGAAAUGAAAGAUCACCAGCUGUCAACCCCUGGCACAGAAUCCAGACUUCAGCAGCCUGGAGACACACCGAGUCAAAGCAGUUCUGUUCAUCUGAACUCAGUAUCUCAGCCACAGGGAAGCAGCCACACCCAGCAAGCAGAUGUACGUGGCCAGAGGAAAAAAAAACACUUAGCUCAAACGGGACCCUGGGGCAUGGUGUGCCCACCACAGAUAACCCAAGAGACUGAACUGCAGAAAAGCACAAAUGUUGACAAAGGUGGUAAAGGGACAACAGGGACUAGUCAAUCUGCAUAUGUUUCUAGACCACCUGCCUCAUUUUCCACACAAAAGACGGUUUUAAAAAGCGACCAAACCAUGGAAGAGGGAGAUUUGAAUCGAACAGAGAAACCAAAACGCUCCCGGAACAGGCGAAAGCGCCGUGAAGGGGGUGGCCAGCAGGUUGUAGGUUUGCCCAGCUCUCCAUCAGCACCGUCACCCGUUUUACUGUGGUUUAGGAGAGACUUGCGACUGUGUGACAACCCGGCUCUGAUUGGCUCAUUGGAGGUCGGGGCACCUGUCAUUCCUGUUUUCAUAUGGAGCCCCGAGGAAGAGGAGGGACCAGGGAUCACUGUGGCUAUGGGGGGAGCUUGCAAAUACUGGCUUCAUCAAGCUUUAUCUUGUUUCCGUUCGUCUCUGGAGUGCAUUGGCAGCCAUCUUAUUUUUCUCAAGGCAAAUGGAGAGGGGCAUGGGGUGGGAUCUUCCCUGCAUACCCUCAGGGAGCUGAUAAAGGAGACGGGGGCGAGAACAGUGCUGGCUAAUGCCCUGUAUGAGCCCUGGUUAAAGGAGAGGGACGACGUGGUGGUGUCAGCUCUGCAGGAAGUUGGUGUUCAGUGCAAGGUGUUCCACUCUUACUGUCUCAGAGACCCUUACUCUGUCAGCACGGAGGGUGUGGGGCUCAGAGGUAUAGGUUCAGUGUCUCACUUCAUGAGCUGCUGUAGACAGAAUCCAGGGUCUGCGUUAGGGGUUCCCCUGGAGCCUCCCGGAUCUCUCCCCACACCUGCCCACUGGCCCCAGGGUGUCUGUUUGGACAAUCUAGAGCUGGCUCGAAUGCCCCGAAGGAAGGAUGGUACAAUGGUUGACUGGGCAUUUAACAUUCGUAAAUCCUGGGAUUUCAGUGAAGAAGGAGCACAUGCCCGGCUAGAGGCCUUUCUACAUGAUGGUGUGUAUAGGUAUGAAAAAGAGUCAGGGAGGGCAGAUGCUCCAAACACCAGCUCUCUGUCUCCCUACCUUCACUUUGGUCAGCUCAGCCCACGCUGGCUGCUGUGGGAUGCCAAGGGGGCGCGCUGUCGACCCCCAAAGUUCCAACGGAAACUGGCCUGGAGAGAUUUGGCCUACUGGCAGUUGACACUGUUUCCUGACCUCCCCUGGGAAUCCCUCAGACCUCCAUACAAGAAUCUGCGGUGGAGCAAUGAUCGAGGCCACCUGAAGGCCUGGCAACGUGGUCGAACAGGCUACCCUCUUGUGGACGCAGCCAUGAGGCAGCUAUGGCUGACCGGCUGGAUGAACAACUACAUGAGACAUGUGGUGGCAUCUUUCCUCAUAGCGUAUCUCCAUCUGCCAUGGCAAGAUGGUUACCGCUGGUUCCAGGACACCCUGUUGGAUGCAGAUGUUGCCAUAGAUGCUAUGAUGUGGCAGAAUGGGGGCAUGUGUGGCCUGGACCACUGGAACUUCGUCAUGCAUCCCACAGAUGCUGCAAUGACGUGUGACCCCUACGGCAGCUAUGUAAGGAAGUGGUGUCCUGAACUUGCAGAUCUUCCUGAUGAGCUCAUUCAUAAACCCUGGAAAUGCCCUGCGUCUAUGCUUCGACGUGCAGGUGUGGUAUUCGGCCAGACAUAUCCUGAUCGAAUAAUUACAGACCUAGAGGAACGAAGAAGUCGUUCUCUGCAAGAUGUAGCACUGGUGCGCAAAGAGUUUGGACAGUUUGUGGACAAGCGCACAGGCUGUGACUUGGUGCCUCUGCCCCCACGUCUUGUCUCAGAGGCCCUGGGCUCAUCACACAGGAAUGGUGGUGUGGCAGCAGAAGCGAAGCAGUUCCUGUUGCCUGUCAUCACCCGCAUGGAGUUCAAGCACCAACUAGAAGAUCCAGAUGCAGACGCCGCCUCAAACCCCUACAAUGCUGUUCUAAAGGGGUAUGUGAGCCGCAAAAGGGAUGAGACCAUUGCCUUCCUUAAUGAGAGAGACUUCACUGCCAGUGUGAUGUAUGAGGGAACACAGAGAAAGGAAAGGCUGGAGAGCGACUAUCGCAGAAUGGAGGGACUCCCUACGCCUCCUGCACCUCAGGGAAGAGCAAGGCGAACUCCAAAAGCCAAGGACAAGUUCUCUUUAGUGCCUGGUGGGGUGGUCACUUCACUAAGAUGACCCAGAGAUCAGGCGAUACAGACGUGGAGUUUACAGGUUUCAAGAAACCAGACAGUUACUAGGCUUAACAUGCAAAUGUAAAAAAUGUUACAGAAAAUCGUCUUUAAGUACAAAGACAUUGGUUUACGUUGAGACUGAUGACUCAAAGUUUUGUGAUUGGGUUUUAACAUUUUGCAAUGGAUUGAGCAAUGGUAUUAUACCAUCUUAUGUGAAAAACAUUGGUUUCCGUUAGCCAAUAUACUUGAUACUUUGGGAAAUAAAGAAUGAGAGAAGUAUCAAAUGUGUAAGGAACUGUUUAUUUUCUAUUGUACAGGUCCCAUGUCUACAAUGUUUCCGUCAUACAUGCGAUGUAGACCAACAUAAUUAAUAAUACCAUAAAGACCAAAGUGCUUCUUUUAAAGUCUAACAAUGCCCUAGAACAGAAAUUCAAGUUUAAGUUUUGACUAAAAUGCUUGGAAACUGUUCUAUUGACUGUUAGUCUCAGUCUCUUCUGUUUGGGGCUGCAAGAACUCAACACUGAAUUUUCAGUCAGUGCAGACUGGCAGGUCCCCGUGAGUCAGUCUUUAACAGUAGAUAAUGGAUUCCUAACAGCUCUACAACAUUGGCAGGUCAGAGAACUGGAGGUCUUGAGCUCCACUGGUGGAUGCUAAGCAGAGCGUUGUUCCUGACACAGGCACAUCUUGUGCAUCUCCCUGCCAGCGGUGUUUGAAAAGGAGAUAGGGAGCAUAGCACUUAAAAGGGUGUUAGGUUAGUCCUCAAUGGAGCGGAUGUAUCUCUCGUAGGCG